AUGAGUCUUGCCCGGCCGGCAAGAUGUCUGUUCUGCAGCUUCUCCCGUGCUGUUGUCCCCGGCACGCGAGUGCCUCGUCGCCAAUUCCACCCAACCCCAGCGUCGCUGUCCAGUCGGAAACCCAAAUUCCCCAAUUUGAAAUCCUCGGAGAAACAGAUCACUGAAGAGUCUGAAACGGAACUGAAGCCGGAGCAUUUCAAGCAGUACACGGAGGAGCAAAAAGCUCACCUGGCAAAGCAGUACUCGGCUGCGCAGAUGGAAGCCAUCCGCGCAGGUGAAGCCGCUAUUGACCCUAAGGAUCUCGCAGAACAGUUCAGAGCGCGUGAUGACCCGAGUAAAUUCAAGUACCUGGACGACUUUUCCGUUAUCGAGCCUGGCAUCGACCGGAACACGCGGGCCCCUCAGUCGAACUCGGACUACAAUUUCAAACUGAAGAGUGAAGAUGAAUUCAUCGAGGACUUUGGCCGAUUUUUCGCAAAUCUGCCUGAGGGUGCUACCGGAGAAGAUUUUGUGAAGUUUGGAGAGUCACUGCGAUUGACACACGGAAAAGAGGAGAACGAACUCGACCCGCAUAGCUCUCUGCUCCCUGAUCUCUUCGGCCCCGGAGAGACCAUUGAUGAGCCUCGCGUAGAGGAAAAGAAGACAGCUGCCGAGAAGGGUGAAAAGGAACGAUCUUUGCAGGCUGAGGAGAUGACCGAUGCCUUGAAGAGUCUCCUCCUAGCCACCGGCUACACAGACCGUCAGGUCGCCGAACUCCGCACCAAAACUCUUGUUUCCCACAGUGUUGUAAACCAAACUCGUCUUGGAAAGGUUCGUCGUGCCUACCGUCUGUCAAUUGCAGGCAAUGGUCAAGGUCUGUUGGGUAUUGGCGAGGGUAAGUCCGAUGAGGCUUCCGAUGCGAAGAUCCAAUCGCAGUACCGUGCCAUCCGCAACAUGCAGCCAAUUCCUCGCUAUGAGAACCGCACCACCUUUGGUGAUCUGAAAGGCAAGGUCGGAGCCGUAGAAUUGCAAUUGAUGCACCGUCCCCCAGGAUUCGGUCUCCGUGUCCAGUACUUGAUUUACGAAAUGUGUCGCGCUGCCGGCAUUCACGACCUCGCCGCUCGGGUGAACCGUUCCCGCAACAAGAUGAACACCGUGAAGGCCGCAUAUGAGGCUCUCAUGAGCCAGAAAGACCCAGAAGAAGUUGCCCGGGCUCGUGGCCGGAAGAUGGUCGAUGUCCGCAAGGUCUACUAUGCUGGCAAGGUUUAA
This is a messenger RNA of Penicillium taxi, 1248 nucleotides long. RefSeq names its product mitochondrial 37S ribosomal protein uS5m. The coding region runs from base 1 to 1248 and encodes 415 amino acids. Gene Ontology annotation, biological process: translation. Gene Ontology annotation, cellular component: ribosome. The transcript is spliced from 2 exons. Gene Ontology annotation, molecular function: RNA binding; structural constituent of ribosome. NCBI's taxonomy places the organism in Eukaryota, Fungi, Ascomycota, Eurotiomycetes, Eurotiales, Aspergillaceae. The record is from RefSeq and is a predicted model, not a curated record.